GCCGAGAGGAGGAAAAAGCAGCUCCUGGAGGCCGAAGCUGAGGGCCGAGAGGAGGAAAAAGCAGCUCCUGGAGCCCGAAGCUGAGGGCCGAGAGGAGGGAGGGAGGGAAGGGCAGAGCAGCUCCCGGCCCUGGCUGAGGGGAGUGACCGGGCACGGAGCUGCUGGAGCGGGGCUGGGGGAGGCCACGGAGCUGCUGCGGGGCUGGAGCCCUCAGAGCCCCUUCCAGAGCCUGAAGGGGCUCCAGGAGAGCUGGAGAGGGACUGGGGACAAGGGAUGGAGGGACAGGACACAGGGAAUGGCUCCCAGUGCCAGAGGGCAGGGCUGGAUGGGAUUUUGGGCAGGAAUUGUUCCCUGGCAGGGUGGGCAGGCCCUGGCACAGGUGCCCAGAGCAGCCCCUGGAUCCCUGGAAUGUCCAAGGCCAGGUUGGAUAUUUGGGCUUGGAGCAGCCUGGAACAGUGGAAUGUUUUCCCCCACUAUCUCAUCUAACCAUACUCUCUUUCCAUUUCAACUCAUUCCCCUUUGUUCCAUCACUAUCUGCUGCUGUAAAUAGUCUUACCUCAUCCUUCCUGUAAGUUCCUUCUAGAUAAUAGAAAGGGGAAAUUUUGCAUUCAUUUAUUUCUUUAUUUUUAAUGAAGAAUUUUAUCCAAGCAUUAUUCCACUACAGGUUUGAAAGGAAUGCUGCUCAGAUUUCACAGCUAAUGUUCGAUGCUAACUGCUAUUGUACAUUUACCCUGUGGAUCUGGACGGCUGCCCCAUGGCCACUGACCCAGCAGAGAGCUCUGGGAGCCACAGGAAGAGGCUGGGGUUGAGCCAGAGUCACAGCAGCUCUGCUUUGGACUAUUCAGGAGACACCUUUGAGUCCUUCAGCGGGGAGGAGGAGAGCGAAACACCUGGAUCCAGGUGUCCCACAGAGGAUUUGGAGGGGGAAUCUGUGUCAGAGGUGUUGCAAAGCUCAUCAUCACUGGCAGGCCAAAGUCCUGCAGAGGAGGAGUCUGGAGCAGUGGAAAGAGCUGCCAUAGGAAAAUGGAUGGAUGCCAUGGGAAAGUGGAUUGAUCUGAAAAAUAAAGGCACUGGGAUUGGGCCAGAUCAGUCUGUGAGCAGAACUCCUGCUGGAGUUCCUGCAUUACCCCACGGAGAACUGGAGGCUCUCAGCUCUUUCUGCAGCAGGAGGAUCAGCAGGAUGCAGCAGGAGCAGGCAGAGAGGUGCAGGAAGCUGCAGUGGGGAGUCCCAGCCAGGCAAACUGGGACAGGAGAUUCCUGUGCUGUUCCUGCCCAGCUGAUGAACAGGAUCCUGCUGGAAAACACCAGGGAGGUUGUGAGACAGGUGACAGAAGCUGAAAUCCACGAGGUUUCAACAUGUCCUGACUGCCAGCAGAAGGAAGCAGAGCUGGCCAAGGUUGCCUUUCUCAGGCAAAAAAAGACUCUGCUGGAAGGUGCUUUACUCCAAGAGAAAUUGGAAGAACAGCUUUACUCCAGAGACAUGCUCACACUUCUAGGAGAAGUGCUCAGAAGCUUUCCCAAACCUUCAGAGGAUCCCAGGGACUUGUGGCAAAGGCUGAAGGGUCAGGAAAUGGAAAGCCUGGAUUAACCAUAACUCCAGGAGCUGAAGAGCUCGGAGAGCCUCCUGUGGGCAGUCACCUCCAGAAUUCCAAUGAUUUUGGAUCUGAGCUGCUCUGGCAGUGAUGGAUUGGGUGCUGGUUAAUAUUCCUGCAGGUGGAAGCAAAUCUGCCUGGCUGGGGUGUGAGUCAACCCUUUCUCCUUCCUCAAUGCAAAUGUUGCAAUAUAUUGUAAUCCAUCUCCAUAGGUUUCUCAAAUUCCAGAAGCCAACACUUUCCAUUAUUAAUCUGACAAGCCAGAAGUAUUGUUUUUUUUUUGUGGAAUUGCUGUGGGAUUGCAGAGCAGCUCCCAGCUGCUUCCAUCCAUAAGGAAAAUAAAUGAUUCUGUUUGCCAGGGUAGGGAGGUGUAAUUACUGCAUUUCAGCUCAGUCUUUGCCCACUGUCUCAUGGUAAAUUGAAAGUGAGAGCCCCAGGUGGAGGACAAAAAGCAAAGUUAACUAUAGAAAGCAGUAAAAUGAAAUGCAGUAUUUAUAGAAGGGAAAUAUGAGGCUCUAACAGAAAUUAAUCAGCAGGACUGGGGAUGCCAAUGGGAUGAGAAAUGAUAAUAAAUUAAUCAUGGAAUCUAUAUAGGAUAGAGAGAAAAAAACCAACAGAUUAAAAGUGGAAUAAGAAUUAUAAGGAAAUACUUUGGAAUUUAUUGUAAUUUUUCAAGAUGACAAAAUCACUGUUGUUCAGAGACUGGAUCUGGGGUUCGGUACACACCCAAAUAAAAUGGAAUUGUGCUGGGAA
Messenger RNA from Poecile atricapillus (Black-capped chickadee), 2345 nucleotides. RefSeq names its product chromosome 12 C8orf48 homolog (gene C12H8orf48). Bases 755 to 1588 code for a protein of 277 amino acids. The record is from RefSeq and is a predicted model, not a curated record. Lineage: Eukaryota; Metazoa; Chordata; Aves; Passeriformes; Paridae. The transcript is spliced from 6 exons.